GAUAAAAACUCGCCGUGAAUUAAUUAGCUACGAAGAUAUUGAUUACACACGCAGCAGAGCUGCUGGCGCUAGUGUCAAACGUUGCGUCUUUCUUUGUUAAUUUAAUUUACAAACACAGGGCAGAAAAUCACCUCGUCGUCGGUGGGGGGUAAACCACCUCAACUUCCUGAUUCUGGUGCCUCUAAGUUCAUUAAAUACGUUUGCUCGCUCGACGGAAGCUGCUAUCAGCGCACGGUUAACCAUUGAAUGCAAUGCAUACCGUUGUCGUUGGGCGUAGAACGGACAUGGAGAACAGAGAAUCCAUCGAAGAUGAUCUCGAUAGUGCGACGGAAGCGUUCGACCACAGUACGUUGAGCAUAAAACACCAGAACAAGGGCAUUGUGCAAGAUAUAUGGCAACGUCCCACAAGACGGCCCCUUCCACCGACGGGCGAUGUGGUGCUUUGUUUCGAGAUACCGCUGGCACGCGUUCUGCCCACAGUUGGCCCAGGCGAUGGGCCUUCCAGCGCCAGCAAGAAGUACGUAAUAUAUGAGGUGACGAUACGCAAGGACGGUCCCGGUCCGGAUCCGUACCCGACCAUCGUCGAACGACGCUACACUCAUUUCCUGAAGCUGUUCGAGGGUUUGCGAAAGGAUCAUCCGACUCUGCUGCAAUCGGUCAGCUUUCCCAAGAAGGUGCUGAUGGGAAACUUCACCGCCGAACUGAUCGGCGAACGGAGUGCCGCGUUCGAGUGCUUUCUCGACCAUAUCGUAUCCGUGCCUUUGCUGCGUGAUUCCGUUCAUUUUCUAGAGUUUCUGCAAGGGGAUGAACUGCGUAAUGCGUGUCAAUUACUGGACGAACGGCGCAAUGAGCUGGCCGUGCCGCUCCUUGAGAACUGUUUCCGUUUGCUGAACAAAAUCUUUCUGGACAAAUCAAAGUGUGUGCUGUUGCUGCUGUGCCGCUUGGUGACGGCCUGUACCACCUCCCCGAUACCUCAUCCGUCCGCGGAACAGUGGGCCGAGCUGGCUUUGCGCCGUUACGAGCAUGUGUGCGAUACGGAACUGUUGGUGCUUUACAUCCCGCUGCUGCAGACGUGUUUGCAUCUGUGGUGGCAACGGGGACGUGACCGGAGUCUGCUGGAGGAACGCCUAAACGAGAUGGGCAAGAAGGGUAUUAAGGUGAAGGGCGGACCGACCCUUGCCCAAGCGAUACAUGCGCUGGAUCCACGGGCUGAAACGAUUUAACGGGGCGUGUGCAUGACAGGGAGCAACAUGAUCACGACGGCAGCGAAGAAGUAGGCAAACGAUCAUCACAACAGCAUAGCAAAUGAUCAUCACAAGUGCACCAAACAAACAUCACAAGCUAUGAGACUAAGCCUGGGUUUUCGUUAAAUCGUUUACAUUUUAUUUAGCUUAAUCUACGCAUUUGGGUUGUUUUAUACGUUAGUUCGUAGCCUUAAAAAAUACCGCACGGGAGCGUGUAUUGAGCCUCGUUGGGAACGCAUUUUAUUUACUGAACAAUCGUGAUAAAAAAGAAGAAAAAAAAACGAUUAUAUUACAAAAUUUAUUCAUUAGGGCAUUCGUUGUUGAAUUCCAAAGCUUUAUUCGUUUGGCGCCUGCUAAAAAAUAAUCGUAGCGUACCUUUUAAGAUAAUUUGUCAUGGGUUUGGACAAUUUUAUAAAUAAAUUAUGCGCAAAUGCAUUACUGCUUGUUCGGUCGACCGAUGUAUGCGAAA
This is a messenger RNA of Anopheles stephensi (Asian malaria mosquito), 1713 nucleotides long. RefSeq names its product sorting nexin-21 (gene Snx21). The transcript has 3 exons. Gene Ontology annotation, biological process: protein transport. The record is from RefSeq and is a predicted model, not a curated record. The coding region runs from base 252 to 1223 and encodes 323 amino acids. Gene Ontology annotation, cellular component: early endosome membrane. NCBI's taxonomy places the organism in Eukaryota, Metazoa, Arthropoda, Insecta, Diptera, Culicidae. Gene Ontology annotation, molecular function: phosphatidylinositol phosphate binding.